Molecule: messenger RNA, 488 nt
Organism: Colletotrichum phormii
Lineage: Eukaryota; Fungi; Ascomycota; Sordariomycetes; Glomerellales; Glomerellaceae
Exons: 1
Source: RefSeq, a predicted model, not a curated record
AACAAGGGCGACGAUAUCCGAAGUCGAGAGGCGGAGCGCAUCGACAAAGAGGACGACGUUAACGCGCCCAACCCGUGGCUUCGUCGGCUCGGUUCCGCUCUUCACUUAAAGGCGUUCAGCAGGAGAAAGGAUUUCUUGAGGGACUUGAUCGCCAUGGAAUACGACGUCGACCCCGACGACCCAGACAAGUCCGACGACGCCUAACUGCGGUUCGUGCAUAUGGUAUUCGAUCGGCUGGUCGACCACGCCAAGGCCGUUAUCACCCCCAGCGUGGUCACUUGGAAUGCUCUGUUCGAAGUGAACCGUACCGAGCUGUCGAAAGAGAGGACGAAGCCGUUCUACUUCCGGUUUAAGCCCGAAACACAGAGGAGGUACGGACUCGUAGUUAAGUAGCUGCUCGCUUACUUCGUACGCUGCAUGUCUCUCGAUAACGAGGCGGAUCGACCACUAUUCAAGCUUAGUACGAGGCAGUAGACUGCGUAUAAUGC